AUGGCAAAGGAUAAGAAGAAAGAUGGCAAGAAGGCAGAAAAAUCUGUAUGUCCUCCUCCUAUUCCUGCACAAGAUACUGCAGCUGAGAGUAGUUCAACAAAGCUGACAGAUUUGCAGACUUUGGUAAAUGGAAUGGAAGAAACACAAGCAAAUCCAGUGAUAUCAGAUAAAGAACCAGAGGAGGUAGAGGACCCUCCGGUCCAAGAUGUUAGUCAAUACUACAAGGAGCCUGUUCUUACUGAAGUUACUGUAAAAAGCUAUGAAGGUGAAAAAGUCCGUGGAUUUUAUGAGGGUGAAGGAUUUGCGUAUUUUGAGGGGGGAAAUACAUAUAAGGGCAUGUUUUCUGAAGGGCUAAUGCAUGGACAAGGGACUUACACAUGGGCUGAUGGAGUGAAGUAUGAGGGAACGUUUGUUAAGAACGUGCAGAUGUUUAAUGGCUGGUAUACAUGGAAUGAUGGCAGCGUUUAUGAAGGAUCAAUCAAGAACGGAGUUAGGCAUGGAUUUGGAUUUUUCAGGAGCGGUACUCAUCCUGUUUCUUACGUUGGCUAUUGGUGUAAAGGCAAAAGACAUGGAAAGGGUACCAUUUAUUAUAAUCUGGAACAUACCUCUUGGUAUUCAGGUGACUGGGUAAAUAACGUCAAAGAUGGAUGGGGAAUGAGAUGCUAUAAGUCGGGAAAUAUCUAUGAAGGUCACUGGGAGAAAAAUGUACGUCAUGGAAAAGGAAGAAUGAGAUGGUUGACUGCUAAUCAAGAGUAUAUGGGACAGUGGGUGUAUGGCAUACAGCAUGGAUAUGGCACCCACAUAUGGUUUUUGAAGAGAAUGCCUAUGUCUCAGUAUCCUUUGAGGAAUGAAUACGUAGGUGAUUUUGUAAAUGGGGAACGACAUGGAUGUGGGAAGUUCAUCUAUGCCAGUGGAGCAGUGUACGAUGGUGAAUGGGUUUGUAAUAAGAAGCAUGGCAAGGGCAAGUUUGUCUUCAAGAAUGGUCAUGUUUAUGAAGGAGAGUUCAUAGAUGAUCAUAUAGUAGAGUAUCCUGCUUUUGGAGUGGAUGCAGUGAAUGCAAAAGAGCUGAAUGCCACUUGUACAGGAAGUCAUUUUGGUGCUGAAAAUAUCGCAAUCAAUAAUGGCUCAGAAGGUACUUAUGUUCUGGGAUCAAAUAUUGGGUUGGAUAUAUCUUCAGUGCUUGACUUAUUGCCAAGGGAAGAGAGACAUGAAGAACUGAAACAAGUAGAAUUUGCUGUGUUGAGGCAUAUUACAGAACUGAGAAGAGUUUACACCUUCUACAGCGGCUUAGGCUGUGAUCCUUCUCUUGACAACACCUACGUCAUGACUAAGCUCCAAUUUUGGAGAUUUCUGAAGGACUGCCGCUUUCAUCACUCCAACAUAGCUCUUGCUGAAAUGGAUCGGAUAUUAAGUGGCGAUAAUACAUCACUUGAGGAGAUACAUUGUCCACAUGAGACUUUACUGUUCAGAACGUUUUUAUCUUACCUUAUUCGACUAGCAUUUUGUAUCUAUCAUGAAGAGCACAAACAAGAGUGUCUUUGUUUCAACUGCAGAGAGAAAGGUGCCUAUCUGCAUAAGUGUUUCUUAGAAAUGAUGUCCAGUAUCUUAUUUUCUGAAGAACGAUGUACAGUUAUUGCUAUGAGCCACAUUGACAAAUGCUGGGAAAUAUACAGAGCUUUUUGUAGACCGAGUACCAGACAUCCCUUUGAACCCACAAUGAAAAUGAGGCACUUCCUUUGGAUGCUGAAUGAUUUUAAACUUCUCAGCAAACAAUUGACUGCUUCAAGACUUGUGGAAAUACUUGCCAAAGAUGGUCCUUUUCUACACGAUAGCAGUAGUACCAGCCUGGAGCCGGAGUUGGUUUUUCUUGAAUUUGUUGAAGCUCUUCUUGAGUGUGCGUUGGUGUAUGUUACCAGUGAUAUGAUUAAGGAGCAAGUAGCUCAUGAUAAUCAGAAAAGAAGUAGCUUUAGAAUCAAGGGUCUCUCCGAGGGAACAACAAAUGUGUCUCUGUACCCAGAAUAUUCUCUCCCCCAGCCGCUGAGACCUUGUGAAGACAGACGGCAUCCUCUUCGAGAAUUCCUUGCAAUAUCGGAUGCUAUCUUCUCGUUUCACACAUCUCAUGGAGAUAUCAAAGAUGUUCCAUCAUUGUUCAGCCGUGAUGCAGAAAAAGAACAAGAUUUCUGCCCAGUGAAGGAAUUGACAGAUGAACCAAAAGAAGCCAAAACUGCACAAGAUGACGAAUUUAGUCUGUGGAUGUGGCAGGUGCAGAUCUUUUUUACAACUAAGUUCUUUCCUGCCUACCAGCAUGAAAAAGUGCUGAGGGAAAAAAUAAAAGAAAAUCGAAUAUGGGAUGCUGAAUUAGCUGAGCUGAGAAAGAUCAAGGAUGAGGAGCUGGCACAACUUAUUGCUGGAAGAGAAGCAGAAGAGGCAAAAAGGCAAGAAGCAGCUGCAGCAGAAAAAACAUUUGACUCCACAAGUGCAGAUUUUAAGGAGUUACAGGAGCCGGUUACACAGUUAGUACUCCCUCUGAAGGAAGAGGCACGCCCCAUUGUUACCAAAGUGCCUGCUGGCAAAAGGAGAAAGAAGAAAUAA
Messenger RNA from Leptosomus discolor (cuckoo roller), 2592 nucleotides. Lineage: Eukaryota; Metazoa; Chordata; Aves; Leptosomiformes; Leptosomidae. The record is from RefSeq and is a predicted model, not a curated record.